This is a messenger RNA of Patiria miniata (bat star), 1897 nucleotides long. RefSeq names its product UPF0193 protein EVG1 homolog (gene c22orf23). NCBI's taxonomy places the organism in Eukaryota, Metazoa, Echinodermata, Asteroidea, Valvatida, Asterinidae. The record is from RefSeq and is a predicted model, not a curated record. Bases 63 to 761 code for a protein of 232 amino acids. The transcript is spliced from 6 exons.
GUCGAGUUAAAAGAAUAAUAAUAAUUACAGUUCGAGCCUAUUUGUUUUCUAUAGUUUCCAAGAUGUCGGCCGGUAAGCAAAGAGGAGUCGCUAAAGGUGGAAUGUGGAACACGCAAACUCCGCAAUACAGUAAUGAAACUCAGCAAUUGUUAAAAGUUAUGAUGCAGGAAUCUAAGUUGAAUGCUUUCCAGCAGAGGCAGCUGAAGGAUGCGCUGAAAGGAGGAGGUGCUCUACCAAUGAGGUGUCAUCCAUCUACGAGUUCCAGGCCGUCCGCCCCUUCCCCACCCAAAUCCCAGAGUGUCCGAGUUGACCCUAGGGGUCACAGCAGUGGGCUGAGAAAGAAAGAGGACAUCGAAGACUCCGGUGCCUACGAGAGACCUCAGUACAGACCCAGCCCACAGAAAUCACUGGAAAAGGAGAAGAAUAAGUUACAGAACAUCAUGACGUACGGGGAGGACAAACCACCAAUCUCAGAAAAGAGAAGGAAAGAACUACUCAGGGUGCCGACCCCGGAACCAGAACCAGACAGAUUUGCAGAAUUGGAAAAUGAGAUCAGGGAGCGGGCCGAAUUUCUAGAAGACAUGAACCGACUCGGCAAAGGCAAAGAAUUCCAACCCAUCAUAGCUACGGAAGUAUCACAGAAAUUGCGUGAAAUGGAAGUCAUCGACAAGAAACGGACGGCUCAACUCCAGCAAGCUAUCCAAGCUAAGGAACGGCAAACAGCAAAUCCUCAGCCCACAGAGGGAGGGGAUGGUAACUGAUGGAACAGCAGGAAUUAUGUACAUAAUAACGGAUCAUAUUGUACAUAUACAUUAUGUACUAUAUUUUUAAGUUACAUUUUUAAAUUUUGGGAGUUCAAAGAUUCCAUGCCCAUUCAAUAAAUAAAAAAAUAAAUAAGUAGGAAUUCCAUGUGAUUUGCCCAUUACAUCCUUUGGGUAAGCAUUGCAGAAUGUACACUUUUCUAAUCAUGUCAAGACUAAAAUAGCCAGUUAACCACUUUACGCUGGGACUAUUUUUGCCAAAAAUAUCAUUUUUUGCAAAAGGCAAAAGUUUCUAGCCAUCUUUUGAUAUACAGCCAAACACCACAAACACUGAUUCGCAAGUGUCAUUUCAACAGUAUUUGUACGAUAUUUCUUGCUGAAACAUCAUAUGUUACAAUACUCCUGGGGUAUGCACUGGAGUGUAAAUUGUACAAUAGACCGUGCACAACGGCCAAUUCAAGAUCAACACACUGUCCGCCUCCACAGAAUUUGUGUGUGUGUACAAAAGGCACGAGGGAUUAGCGUGUAUAGACGUCACCCGGAGGCAAGUCGAGGCAAUCUUGACGUCUUAACCCGUCAACCGUGCCUACGUGUUAUCAUGUCCUCCGACGCGAACUGGUUAGAAGCUUUUGAUGGGAGAUAAAUUAACAAUGUCUUGUUGAUUAUAAAUUGAUCUGUUCUCUCUUAGUCCUUUUUGUUUGGGGUGGGGGAGUGGGAAAAUGUUUUAAUAAAAAUAAGGUAGUGGUCCUCACUUUCUUAAAACAGGAACAAAAGUAUCCCAAUGCAGUCACACCACUGAUUUUUCUAGUACACAAUUUUAUUUUGUUAUUUGACAUAUAAAAUAAAAUAAAAGAACGGUUCAUGAUUUGCCACCAUUAACCAACCAAAAGAUUGGAUAUAUUGAUGAAAAGAUAUGCACCUUGUUGCAUGUCUAUAGACUUUUGUGCAGUUCUGUUCCAGAAUGCCGUCCACGCAUAUUCUUGUACAGUGAUGUUAAUUUAUUCUGGUUUUAGUUCCAUAUUGUAUUUUUAUUUCAAUCAAAUUCCAAUUUUUGUAAUGUGCUUAGCUCGAGUGUGUAUUUAUAAAUGAAUGUUACUAAUUAAUGAGAAAUAAAGCCAUUUCUUAGACAGAAUACA